Molecule: messenger RNA, 375 nt
Organism: Erigeron canadensis
Lineage: Eukaryota; Viridiplantae; Streptophyta; Magnoliopsida; Asterales; Asteraceae
Product: protein PELPK1-like
Exons: 1
Coding region: 1-375 (124 amino acids)
Source: RefSeq, a predicted model, not a curated record
AUGGCUUCCAAUUGCUAUUUUUACAUUUUUGCACUUGCAUUGUUCUCGAUUACAAGCAACGAGAUGUGUUAUGCUUCACGUAAUUUGCUACAAGCAACCCCAUCACAACCACAACCACAGAUGCCCACAAUCCCGACACUGCCACAACCACAGAUUCCAACUAUCCCAACACUGCCACAGCCACAGAUGCCAACAAUCCCGACACUGCCACAACCACAGAUGCCCACCAUCCCGACAUUACCAACCAUUCCCACAAUCCCUAAUAUGCCUAAGCUUUCCAUGCCUCCAUUACCUUCUAUGCCUACCAUCCCCAACCUUCCAACAAGUCUGCCAAAUAUUCCUAAUUUCUUCGCUCCACCACCUUCAAAGAAGUAG